Haemonchus placei is the source of this 1230-nucleotide messenger RNA. Lineage: Eukaryota; Metazoa; Nematoda; Chromadorea; Rhabditida; Trichostrongylidae. The record is from the annotation of a GenBank genome assembly.
AUGAGGAGUUUGGCCCUAUUGCUGCCUCUGCUUGGUAUUGUUGCAGCGGAGAUAUUCUUCAAAGAGGAAUUUCUUGACGAUUCAUGGGAAAAACGAUGGGUACAGUCAAAGCACAAGGACGACUAUGGAGCGUUUAAACUAUCUGCUGGCAAAUACUAUGAUGAUGCUAAGAGGGACCAAGGAUUGAAAACUAGUCAAGAUGCAAAGUUCUACUCACUAGCAGCCAAAUUCCCCAAAAUAAAAAUCUUGUUUCAGAAGUUUACCAACAAGGGAAAAACCGUCGUAAUCCAAUACACGGUAAAGCACGAGCAGGGAAUCGAUUGUGGUGGUGGCUACGUUAAGGUCAUGAGUUCGGAUGUGGAUCUUAAAGACUUCCAUGGUGAGACUCCAUACAAUGUCAUGUUCGGCCCUGACAUUUGCGGACCGACAAAGAAAGUUCACGUUAUUUUCUCGUACAAGGGCAAGAACCAUCUCAUCAAGAAGGAUAUCCGGUGCAAAGAUGAUGAGUUGACUCACUUGUACACUCUUAUCCUCAACCCUGACAAUACCUACGAAGUCAAGAUUGAUGGUGAAAAGGUUGAGAGCGGAGAGUUGGAGGCAGAUUGGGACAUGCUUCCCCCCAAGAAAAUCAAGGAUCCUGAUGCGAAGAAACCAGAAGAUUGGGAUGAGCGGGAAUACAUUGAUGACGCUGAUGACAAGAAGCCAGAAGAUUGGGACAAGCCUGAGCACAUUCCUGAUCCAGACGCGAAGAAGCCUGAUGACUGGGAUGAUGAGAUGGACGGAGAAUGGGAGCCUCCAAUGAUUGACAACCCUGAAUACAAAGGAGAGUGGAAGCCCAAGCAGAUCAAAAAUCCCGACUACAAGGGCAAAUGGAUUCAUCCCGAAAUCGAUAAUCCAGAGUACACGCCUGAUGACGAACUGUACUUGUACAAAGACUGGGGAGCGAUCGGUUUCGACCUAUGGCAGGUCAAGUCUGGCACUAUCUUCGACAACAUUCUUGUGACGGAUUCCGUUGAUGAUGCUAAAGCUCAUGCUGCUGAGACGUUUGAAAAGUUGAAGGCAGUCGAGAAGGAGAAGAAGGAUAAGGCUGAUGAAGAAGAGCGAAAGAAGAUAGAGGAGGAAGCCAAGAAGAGAGAGGAAGAGGAAAAGAAGAAAAAGGAGGCGAAGGAAAAGGAAGAGAAGGAAGACGAGGAUGAGGACAAGGAAGAGGAAGCUCAUGACGAACUCUAA